This is a messenger RNA of Mytilus trossulus (common blue mussel), 845 nucleotides long. RefSeq lists its product as uncharacterized. The transcript is spliced from 8 exons. The record is from RefSeq and is a predicted model, not a curated record. Bases 171 to 815 code for a protein of 214 amino acids. NCBI's taxonomy places the organism in Eukaryota, Metazoa, Mollusca, Bivalvia, Mytilida, Mytilidae.
UUUGUUUAGGAACAGCAUCAAUAACAUGCUUGUCCUGUCCCAAUAACUUAGCUCAGCCACAUGAUUGUAAUCGUGUAACUCGAUGUGGAGAUCACGAGAAAUGUUUUACAGACAGAUUUGUAACGGAUGAUGGCCAUUACUAUUUCAAGGUCGGCUGCAGAGAUAUAGAUAUGUGUGUCAACCCAAUCGCCGUUGGACGACGAAGAGACAUAACGCUAUGUUCAAACUGUUGUAAUUCUACUUUAUGUAAUGCUGACAAACACUGUGGAUCCCAAGGCAUCAAUCUUCGAGGUGGACACUUGUGUUACAAUUGCCAGACUGGAACACUCAGACCGGAUGACUGCAAUACUAUAACCCUGUGUUCUAGUCAACAGUCCUGUCAAAUUCAACAAGUUUCCACAAUUUCUGGAGAAAGUCGAUGGAAAUCAGGCUGUCAAGAGAACACGAAAUGUCUGAGCAUCCAGAACAACAACACACUCUCGUGUAAAGAUCAUUGUUGUAGCAGUAGUUUAUGUAACAACCACUGUCCUAGACCACCUAGCCCACCGAAGAUUACAAAUAUAACCUGGACACCAAAUACUAUACAUUAUGGUGACGAUGUAUCUUUGUCUUGCAUAACAACGGGAAAUCCUCAUCCGAAGACGGAAUUUCUAUUUCUGCACAGCGGAGACGUAAAUAAUCUGGAGGCAUCUCCAAGUUCUGGAAUCCUUAAAAUAACCAAGUUCAGUCGCAACAAUGACGGCUUGUACAGAUGUGUAGCUACCAACGUACAUGGACAUGAUCAAAUACAGUUUAGAAUAGACGGCGUAUUGUAGUGCAUAACAUAUUUUAAUAAUUAGUUCUAC